GCAGUCAUCUGAGGUGCAGGUGCAAGGACUCACAUUGAUCCCUGCUUAUAUAAUCUAAUAUCCCUAAGUAUGAAAGUAGAACUGUUAUCCUGGUCCUGCUCCAAAUAUGUCUCCACAAUAGAAGCCAUAAUGGGUGAGCUAAUUACAUAGGUCUCUAUUCACUUCUGACUACAGAAAUAUGGCCGACGCCUAUACGCACAGGAAACUACGUCAGUGACUUGUCAUCUAGCCUACACUCCAGCCUCUGACGCACGGAACCAAUCCCAGCCCGCAUCGGUUACUUCUGCUAAGAUUGACAGGCCACUGGACGAAUCAGAAAGAAGACCACAAUCACGUGAAGCGCAGCUGAUUAUACAGACAGGCGGAGGGGGUUGUGUGUGAUUGACAGGAAAUCCAGCCAAUCGUGUGACACUUUUUUCUGCGCACGGCCUAUUAGGAAGCGGCGGGGCGGAGCUGUGUGCCUAGGAGGAGGAAGUGAACGCUGCAGAGAUGACCUCCACCCUCACUCAGGGUCUGGAGCGGAUCCCGGACCAGUUGGGUUACCUGGUGAUGAGCGAGGAUGGCGUCCUGGCGAGCGCUGGCGACCUGGAGAAUGACGAGCGAUUGGCCGGCGUGAUCCGGGAGAUGGUGACCACGGCCUGCGGCUUCCACGGACUGGGGGACCAGAUGCCCUUCAAGCGCAUGAGCAUCGUUUUCGGGGAGCACUCCUUCCUCGUCACCAUCUCCGGACAGAAGAUCUACGUGGUGAAGCGGCAGAACGUGGUGCGGGAGCCCAUCAGCGUCUAGGCCGCCAUCUUGGACUUUGUAUAGAAGGAAGUCAGUUCUUGGCGACCCCCCUCCCCCCCGGGUUGUAUUGUGUUUAUUUUGCUUUAUACAUAAAGUUUAUUGAAAGCUUA
Molecule: messenger RNA, 896 nt
Organism: Bufo bufo (common toad)
Lineage: Eukaryota; Metazoa; Chordata; Amphibia; Anura; Bufonidae
Gene: LAMTOR4
Product: late endosomal/lysosomal adaptor, MAPK and MTOR activator 4
Exons: 4
Coding region: 490-786 (98 amino acids)
Biological process (GO): cellular response to amino acid stimulus; positive regulation of TOR signaling
Cellular component (GO): Ragulator complex; lysosome
Molecular function (GO): guanyl-nucleotide exchange factor activity
Source: RefSeq, a predicted model, not a curated record